GGAAGGCGGGGCUUGCGUUCGCUCGCCGCUCGAGGCGCGACGCGCUGCAGCUCAACGUCGCGGUUUCCCCCCGAGGCUUCCGAGCUAAGCCUUUGGUCGGAUCGAAUUGGCUGUACGGCCGUCACCCGCACCGCGGCCCAUUUGCGGUCGGAGGAAUCGGGCCCUAGCCGGCCGCCGUAGCCACCUCUCUGUAGUGGGCGGGGUCAAGGCCGGGUGACCCCCGCCGGAGCCGCCGCUGCCAGCGACAUGUUCAAGGUAAUUCAGAGGUCUGUGGGGCCGGCCAGCCUGAGCCUGCUCACCUUCAAAGUCUAUGCAUCAGCAAAAAAGGACUCAUCUCACAAAGCUGCUGUGAAGGUUAAUGAGCUUUCACUCUACUCUGUUCCUGAGGGUCAGUCUAAAUAUGUGGAAGAGCCAAGGACCCAACUUGAAGAAAGCAUCUCCCAUCUCCGACAUUAUUGCGAACCAUAUACAAGUUGGUGUCAGGAAAUGUACUCCCAAACUAAGCCCAAGAUGCAAAGUUUGGUUCAGUGGGGGUUAGACAGCUAUGAAUAUCUCCAAAAUGCACCUCCUGGAUUUUUUCCAAGACUUGGUGUUAUUGGUUUUGCUGGAGUUGUUGGACUCCUUUUGGCUAGAGGUUCAAAAAUAAAGAAGCUGGUGUAUCCACCUGGUUUCAUGGGAUUAGCUGCCUCUCUUUAUUAUCCACAACAAGCCAUCGUAUUUGUCCAGGUCAGUGGGGAGAAAUUAUAUGACUGGGGUUUACGAGGAUACAUAGUCGUUGAAGAUUUGUGGAAGGAGAAUAUUCAAAAGUCGGAAAAUGUGAAGAAUUCACCCGGAAAUAAGUAGAAUACUCCAUGCUCUGCCCAUUUUAGUCAGUUAUAGGUAAACAUUGGAAACUCCAUAUGGUAAACCAGUAUUUCUACAGAAAAAUGGCAGAGAAGUUAGUAUUGAAUGUAGUAAAUUGGCAUUCUUCUUCAGGAGAAACUAUACUAGGCCUCUUUGUUAUCUUGGGUGAUGCCAUACUCCAAGUGGACUAAUCUGAAGUUCUUUCACCUAGAGAUAAUGUAUAAGCCUUAGAACUCCUCGUUCUCAUGUUGCUAUUUAUGUACAUAAUUAAAAUUCUAA
Balaenoptera ricei (Rice's whale) is the source of this 1122-nucleotide messenger RNA. It is a transcript of the gene APOO, whose product is annotated as apolipoprotein O. Gene Ontology annotation, biological process: cristae formation. The record is from RefSeq and is a predicted model, not a curated record. Gene Ontology annotation, cellular component: MICOS complex. The transcript is spliced from 9 exons. Bases 247 to 843 code for a protein of 198 amino acids. Lineage: Eukaryota; Metazoa; Chordata; Mammalia; Artiodactyla; Balaenopteridae.